Molecule: messenger RNA, 864 nt
Organism: Aspergillus alliaceus
Lineage: Eukaryota; Fungi; Ascomycota; Eurotiomycetes; Eurotiales; Aspergillaceae
Product: S-formylglutathione hydrolase
Exons: 4
Coding region: 1-864 (287 amino acids)
Biological process (GO): formaldehyde catabolic process
Cellular component (GO): cytosol
Molecular function (GO): S-formylglutathione hydrolase activity
Source: RefSeq, a predicted model, not a curated record
AUGUCCGUCACAACAAAAGCAACCAUCGCAUCCUUCGGCGGCAAGCUCCUCAAGCUCAGCCAUGCCGCCACCUCCACCCGCUGCGAAAUGUCCUUCAACCUCUACCUGCCUCCCCAGGCCUUCCAGAACCCUUCCCAGAAAAUCCCUGUUCUCAUCUACCUCUCCGGCCUGACCUGCACCGCCGACAAUUGCUCCGAAAAGGGCUUCUUCCAACACGGCGCCAGCAAGAAAGGCAUCGCCGUACUGUACCCUGACACCAGCCCGAGAGGACUAGACAUCCAGGGCGAGAACGACGCCUGGGACUUCGGCACCGGGGCCGGAUUCUACGUCGACGCGACCAAGGAGCCCUACAAGGGUGGCUAUAACAUGUACACCUACGUGACGGAGGAGCUGCCCAAGACCGUCUUUGCGGCUUUCCCGCAGUUGGACGAGAGCCGCAUUAGUAUCACGGGCCAUAGUAUGGGUGGUCAUGGUGCUCUGACAUUGUUCCUCCGUAACCCGGGCAAGUACAAGUCUGUCUCGGCGUUUGCCCCCAUCUCGAACCCCAUCAACUGUCCCUGGGGCCAGAAGGCCUUCGCUGGCUACUUUGGCGAGGACCAGCAGGAGAAGUGGAAGGAGCACGAUGCAACGGAGCUGGUGAAGAAGUGGAAGGGUCGCUUGGAUGUGCUUAUUGAUGUGGGAACCGGCGACAACUUCUACAAGCAAGGCCAGCUUCUUCCUGAGAACUUCGAGAAGGCGGCCAAGGAGGCCGGCGUCGAGGGUCUCCAAGUCCGCUACCAGCCGGAUUACGACCACAGCUAUUUCACCAUGGCGACGUUCUCAGAUGACCACGUCGAGCACGCGGCCAAGUACUUGUUUGCAUAG